UCCGCGUCUCUUUUUUCUUUUCUUCUUCUUUUAUUGAAUCAUGUCUACUCGCUCUCCUAACCUUCAUCAUGUGAAGGGAUCAAGGUCGCUUGAUGCAAGUCACUCUGAAAGUAGCAAAGUGACCCAUAUGAAGCAACCACAUCAUAGCAUUGGGCAUUAUUCAACCCCUAUUGAUACUUAUCAUCAUACGCAUAGCCGUAGCAACAGCACGCAAAAGAAAAGCACAUCAUUGAAUUCAACCUCAAUGCAACCAGAGCGGGAUUAUACUUCUCGUCAUGCUAAAACAAGUCUUUCAGGCACGCCUAUCUUUAUCGAGAAAAAACAAAGUCAUUAUAGCCUACUUAAAGCUUUCCAACAACAACAAGGUACACCUGAACCUGUCAGAAGUCGUCCUUGGCCCUAUCUGGGCUAUAUGAUUAACAGUUUCAAAAACUUAUUUUUAACUUUCUAUUUUAAUUGGCCGUUAUUUUUUACUGCACCCGUCAGUUCAGCAGCUCUUUUGAUGGUGUAUCCUACUACCAUGACAUUUCUUGUCAUGUUUGAAAUAGGCCUUAAACUCUUUAUGGUCAAACUGGAAGGCUGGCGUAUCUUAAAGUAUAUGAGUGUCAAGUAUGGUGAAGGGUUCAGUGCUAUCAAUUGGGGAUCACCUGAGUUCAUGUUGUCUGAUUCAUCUGCACAGCUUGUGCUUGGGACACUGCCUAUCUUGGGUACGCCUGCAAGCCCUAUUAGUGUUUCAGGCUGUCGGCGCCGUACGUUUGAUCUUUCUAUUGCUCAAUCCUUUGUUCUCUUAUCGUCUUUGAUCUAUGAGCGAGAUACUAUCAAAGUAAAAGAAGCCUAUGAUCUCUAUAUGUCUUCUAGAGAUGACCAAAACAAAAGAGCUUCCGACAUUACCAAGGCCAAUUCAGAAUAUAUCAUUGAAAGCAGAAUGAAGGAGCUCUUGUGGGAAUCAGAAGCUCGUAUUCGACAGAUUGCUGAAACCUGGGGGCUGCAUUUUGCCGGUGUCUCUGAGCUUAAAUCGUUGGGUGGACCAUUUUGUGGUAUCUUUUGGUCAGAAACCAUGCCCUUCAUUAUAGUUGCCUUCAAAGGAACAACACCUACUAACUAUGAAGAGUUUUUGGUAGAUGCUACAUUUCAACGUACGGAUGCUCGCUCUUUUUUGUUUGGCUGUGUUCACGAAGGCUUUUAUGAGUCCCUUUUCAGCACGACAGGCUUUGGUGAUCAAGAUAUACGUGAUCCCUAUGGUGCUAUCUUGGCUGCUGUUCAAGCGAAAGCAGCUCAGAUUCAAGAACAGUUACACACCACUGCACCUGUUCAAUUAUGGAUCACAGGCCACUCUUUAGGAGCAGCAUUGAGUUCGCUCUUGUAUGCAAGAUGGCUUAAAUGUCCUCAAGAUUUAUCUGAUCGACUUGUCUUGCGCGACUGUUACAUUAUUGGCACACCAGCUGUAGGCGAUAGUGAUUUUGCAUCCAAUUUCUCUUCACAUACCAAUCUACCCGUCACACGAUCGAGCACAUUAUGGCGAAUCAUUAACAAAAGUGACAUCUUUUCUCGACUUCCACCUGGCUAUGAUAGCAAAACGUGUGGUCAUUUCAUCAGCGAAAAUGAUUUCUUUAAUUAUUCUCAUAUAGGCCAUACUAUUCAUAUCACACGUGAAUGGCAUACAAAGCCAUUAAAAUCUUACCCUUCAAGCUAUCAACCACCUAUGCAGGUCAAUAUUGUUAUGCGUCAUCAACAACCCGUACGUAAUCACAAGAAACUACUUGCACGACAGUAUGAAAAUUUACCUCUGCCCAACUUGCCUAAAUGGGCCACACUGAUCAAAAACUCUUGGGUACAACGAUACUUGCCACAUGGAAACCCUAUUUAUUUCAUUGAAAAGAUGUACCCGUUCUUCUUGAUGGAUCAUAUGCCUUCUCAAUACUUUCAUGGUCUACAAAGAGCACGUCUAUAUUAUGAAAAAGAAGAAGAAGACAUGAUGCAUCUCCAUCAUCAAUUUGUUACUGAAUCUCUUGCUCUUGACAAGCCAUAAUUUAUUUUUUCUCAAAAAAACAAUAAUUUAUUGUUGUUGCUGUUGUUGUUGUUGUAAAGAUUCGAAUGCUUCUUCCACACACAUUUUUAAUGAUGGGGUAUCAUACAUGAUAUUGGCU
Gilbertella persicaria is the source of this 2147-nucleotide messenger RNA. Its product is annotated as Alpha/Beta hydrolase protein. The coding region runs from base 41 to 2029 and encodes 662 amino acids. The transcript is spliced from 4 exons. The record is from RefSeq and is a predicted model, not a curated record. Lineage: Eukaryota; Fungi; Mucoromycota; Mucoromycetes; Mucorales; Choanephoraceae. Gene Ontology annotation, biological process: lipid metabolic process.